Messenger RNA from Arabidopsis lyrata subsp. lyrata, 586 nucleotides. Its product is annotated as putative defensin-like protein 9. Gene Ontology annotation, biological process: defense response. NCBI's taxonomy places the organism in Eukaryota, Viridiplantae, Streptophyta, Magnoliopsida, Brassicales, Brassicaceae. The record is from RefSeq and is a predicted model, not a curated record. The transcript has 2 exons. Bases 201 to 452 code for a protein of 83 amino acids.
AUUUGAUUCCACAUGUUUUUGUUGUUCUCAUCCUCACAUUCAUAAAUAAUGUAUGUUGAUAUUUUACCAAAGCUUCAUACUUCUGUUUACUAUAAAAUGCAAACCUCUUCACAUUAUUUCUUACAAGUUAAUUCCAAUACCAAGAGCUCUAUUUGUUCUCUCUUAGUUCUUUCGCUUAAUUAGUCAUCAGAAAAAAAAAAAUGAAGAGCUCUAUGCAGUUAAUCUCUACUCUCUUCUUCCUAGUCAUACUUGUUGUCGCACCAGGUAUGAAGAUGGUUGUUGAAGGACAACCACAACUGUGCGAAACGAAAAGCUUAAACUAUAGGGGGUUGUGCAUGAAAUGGAGGAAUUGCAAGCGAGUAUGUAUUAGCGAAGGUUUCCCUGAUGGUCGAUGCAAGGGAUUCUUCAACAACAAAUGUGUUUGCAGGAAGCCUUGUGCUCUUUCUACCUAAAACUAUAUACAAUAAUAUUAUUAUGAAUAAGGCAUUAAUAAGAUAUCUACUUUUAUGUGAGUUAAUAAAAGAGCAGAGUACAAAGUCAUGUAUCUCAAAACUCUUAAUAUACAAUAAUAUAAGGAUUAUACAUU